This is a messenger RNA of Kuraishia capsulata CBS 1993, 714 nucleotides long. RefSeq lists its product as uncharacterized. NCBI's taxonomy places the organism in Eukaryota, Fungi, Ascomycota, Pichiomycetes, Pichiales, Pichiaceae. The transcript has a single exon. The coding region runs from base 1 to 714 and encodes 237 amino acids. The record is from RefSeq and is a predicted model, not a curated record.
AUGCUGAAUUCAAAAUCAUUGAAACGACCCAACUCUCCUUGCAUAUGCAGUGAAGCCUUAGUACAUUCAUGCUGUUUCUCCUACAACUCUCAGCUUUUGAAAAACGUCUUAGUUACAGUUACAAAAUCAGAAUUGGUUCUGUUGCCCGUUGAUACCGCUGAAGUAUGGGUUGUACACCGAGGACUGGUCGUGGCCACCAAGGUAUCCCUGGGGCAUCUGGGGGAUUCCACCAGGACCAGCAUGAUACUGUUGCUGCUGUUGAGGUUGUUGUUGCUGCUGAGCAGGCUGUUGGAUCGGCUGUGCAGGAGGGGGCGACUGGUGGGGAGGCGAAUUCUCCUCAGCCUCGUCUUGCGCGGAUUCCUCAGGAGCGUUCAAGCAAGCCUGGAUGAGAUUUUUGCCUUCCGGUUUUGUCACCAGAGGCUGAAGCUUGGGGGUGGUGAAGGUGUAGACGAGUCCAGUUUCGGACACGACGAGCAAAAGCACCUGGGUUCCGGUCAACACCGAAAGCUCGUAAGCCUUCUUCAUGAUGCCAGCCUUACGCUUAGAGAAAGUGAUGUGGCGUCUGGACUUGUCCUGAAUGAAGCGAAUCUCAAUCUUUCUGCGCUCGCGAGUGAGCUUGGAGUUGUCAUCGUCAUCAUCGUCAGGAGCUUGGUUGAGGGGUUGGUCCUCGGCAGGAUCGAGCUUGACGGAGUCUUGGAGGUCGGACAUGAUUGA